GCGCCAUCUACUGUGAUAGUAAAUUCUUAAUACCUAGCAUAUUAGCGGUUGCUGUGAGUAUCAUCAUCGUGUUUUAAUACGUGUCCAUUGGUACUUGUUUGUUCGGUGUUUCCAUUAAGCAAUAUUUAUUUCGUGAAUCUAUGGAGUAUCUUUAUUGUAAAAUAUCUUUGAAUUUCUAUUUGUAUUAGCAUAAGGCGCCUAGUGCGCCUUCCCGUCACGAUGAUCAUGUGUCGGGCUCGAUUGUUAUUCCAUUUUCUGGCGCUUAGCCUACUCCCUUUUGUCUAUCUCGACGAGCAUACUCACGUUUAUGAAGAUAAUGAUGAAGUUGUAUUAUGGAUGAGUACUGUUGGACCAUAUCAUAAUCGACAGGAAACUUAUUCCUAUUAUUCAUUACCUUUUUGUAUGGGCACAAAAAAUGUUAUUAAUCAUUAUCAUGAAACUUUUUCUGAAGCAUUACAAGGCAUCGAACUCAAAUUUAGUGGUCUGGAAAUUGAAUACAAAGCUGAUAUUGCAAAAAUGGAUUACUGUCAAAUAAAAUUAUCUGAAGAAAGUGAAAAAGCUUUCAUAUAUGCAGUGAAGAAUCAAUAUUGGUAUAAAAUGUAUAUGGAUGAUUUACCAAUAUGGGGUGUUGUGGGAGAGCCUGAAGAUAAUAAUGGAAUUGUAUCUUAUUAUAUUUGGACACAUAAGAAAUUUGAUAUAGGAUAUAAUGGAAAGCAAAUAGUUGAUGUAAAUUUAACUAGUGAAAAUAAAAUUAAAUUAGUGCAGGAUACAGCCAUUUCUUUCAGUUAUGAAGUUAAUUGGAAAAAGAGUAAUGUUAAAUUCGAAGAUAGAUUUGACAAAUAUCUGGAUCCUAAUUUUUUCCAACACAGAAUUCAUUGGUUCAGUAUUUUUAAUAGUUUUAUGAUGGUAAUCUUUCUUGUUGGACUUGUUUCAAUGAUUUUAAUGCGUACAUUAAGAAAAGAUUAUGCUAGAUAUAGUAGAGAUGAAGAAAUGGAUGAUAUGGAACGAGAUUUAGGUGAUGAAUAUGGAUGGAAACAAGUUCAUGGAGAUGUAUUUAGACCUGCUAGUCAUGCAAUGCUUUUUUCAGCUCUUAUAGGUGCUGGAUAUCAGGUUACUGUGGUUGUACUUAGUGUUAUUAUUUUUGCUAUUCUCGGAGAAUUGUAUACAGAAAGAGGAUCAAUGUUAUCAACAGCAAUUUUUGUGUAUGCUGCUACAUCACCUAUAAAUGGUUAUGCUGGAGGAGGUUUAUAUGCACGUAUGGGAGGUCGUAUUUGGAUUAAACAAAUGAUUCUUAGUGCUUUUAUGUUACCUUUUAUUGUCUGCGGCACUGCAUUUUUUAUUAACUUCAUUGCAAUGUAUUAUCAUGCCAGCCGUGCUAUACCAUUUGGUUCCAUGGUAGCAGUAACAUGUAUUUGUAUAUUUGUUAUAUUACCAUUAACAUUAGUUGGAACUAUUUUGGGUCGUAAUUUAGCUGGAACUCCAGAUGCACCAUGCAGAGUUAAUGCAGUACCUCGACCAAUUCCCGAAAAAAAAUGGUUCAUGGAACCAUUGGUUAUAAUUAUGCUUGGUGGUAUCUUACCCUUUGGAUCAAUAUUUAUUGAAAUGUACUUUAUUUUUACCUCAUUUUGGGCAUAUAAAAUUUAUUAUGUUUAUGGAUUUAUGUUACUAGUAUUUGUUAUUCUAAUGAUAGUAACUGUUUGUGUUACUAUUGUAUGUACAUACUUUUUAUUAAAUGCUGAAGAUUAUCGAUGGCAGUGGACAAGUUUCUUAGCGGCUGCUUCAACUGCUGGUUAUGUCUAUAUAUAUUCCUUCUAUUAUUUCUUCUUUAAAACUAAAAUGUAUGGUCUCUUCCAAACGGCAUUUUAUUUUGGUUAUAUGGCAUUGUUUAGUCUCGCCUUGGGUAUAAUGUGUGGAACAGUUGGUUAUGUUGGUACUAAUGCAUUUGUACGAAAGAUAUAUUCUACAGUCAAAAUAGACUAAAUCACAAUUCUAGUGUAAUAUCUACAAUUAACUAAAAUAAGAACAUACAAAAUAAAACCUGCCGGUUUUUAUAAAGUAGGACUGUUCUUUUGAUUAAAGUUAUUUAUAAUGUACAAAUGCAACUUAUGAAAGAACUAUAUUAAUUUUAAUGAAGUAUAGCUAAAUAUUUAAAGAGAAAUAUUCAUUAUAUCAUUUUUUAAAAAUA
Messenger RNA from Apis mellifera (honey bee), 2185 nucleotides. It is a transcript of the gene TM9SF3, whose product is annotated as transmembrane 9 superfamily member 3. Gene Ontology annotation, cellular component: membrane. NCBI's taxonomy places the organism in Eukaryota, Metazoa, Arthropoda, Insecta, Hymenoptera, Apidae. The record is from RefSeq and is a predicted model, not a curated record. Bases 220 to 1980 code for a protein of 586 amino acids. Gene Ontology annotation, biological process: protein localization to membrane. The transcript is spliced from 10 exons.